AUAGGGAACUAUACUAGACUAGGAACCUACCUAAUUUUAUUGUAUAAAUUUUCGAUACCAAUGAUUAAACCAUGCAAACUAUAAAUACCCUUUUUUCUUGGAUAAAGGAAGAGAUUACUCGAUACAUUUCCAUAUCGCUCAUAAUAUAUAUAAUAGCUAGGGCACCUAUUUCAAAUGCAUAUCCCGUUUUUGCACAGCAGGGUUAUGAAAAUCCACGAGAAGCGACUGGCCGUAUUGUAUGUGCCAAUUGCCAUUUAGCUAAUAAACCCAUGGAUAUCGAGGUUCCACAAGCGGUACUUCCUGAUACUGUAUUUGAAGCAGUUGUUCGAAUUCCUUAUGAUAUGCAACUGAAACAAGUUCUUGCUAAUAGAAAAAAGGGGACUUUGAAUGUGGGGGCUGUUCUUAUUUUACCCGAGGGGUUUGAAUUAGCCCCCCCCCCCGAUCGUAUUUCGCCCGAGAUUAAAGAAAAGAUAGGCAAUCUGUCUUUUCAGAACUAUCGCCCUAAUAAAAAAAAUAUUCUUCUGAUAGGUCCUGUUCCUGGUCAGAAAUAUAGCGAAGUCACCUUUCCUAUUCUUUCCCCAGACCCCGCUACUAAGAAAGAUGUUCACUUCUUAAAAUAUCCCAUAUACGUAGGCGGGAACAGGGGAAGGGGUCAGAUUUAUCCCGACGGUAGCAAAAGUAACAAUAAUGUUUAUAAUGCUACAACAGCGGGUAUAGUAAGCAAAAUUAUACGAAAAGAAAAAGGAGGAUACGAAAUAAACAUAGUGGAUGCAUCGGAUGGACGUCAAGUGGUUGAUAUUAUCCCCCCAGGACCGGAACUUCUUGUUUCAGAGGGCGAAUCUAUCAAACUUGAUCAACCAUUAACGAGUAAUCCUAAUGUGGGUGGAUUUGGUCAGGGGGAUGCGGAAAUCGUACUUCAAGAUCCAUUACGUGUCCAAGGCCUUUUGUUCUUCUUGGCAUCUGUUAUUUUGGCACAAAUAUUUUUGGUUCUUAAAAAGAAACAAUUUGAGAAGGUUCAAUUGUCUGAAAUGAAUUUCUAGAUCCGC
Molecule: messenger RNA, 1046 nt
Organism: Alnus glutinosa
Lineage: Eukaryota; Viridiplantae; Streptophyta; Magnoliopsida; Fagales; Betulaceae
Product: cytochrome f
Exons: 1
Coding region: 72-1040 (322 amino acids)
Biological process (GO): photosynthesis
Cellular component (GO): chloroplast; thylakoid membrane
Molecular function (GO): heme binding; iron ion binding; electron transfer activity
Source: RefSeq, a predicted model, not a curated record